Molecule: messenger RNA, 5702 nt
Organism: Stegastes partitus (bicolor damselfish)
Lineage: Eukaryota; Metazoa; Chordata; Actinopteri; Pomacentridae
Product: sterile alpha motif domain-containing protein 9-like
Exons: 4
Coding region: 264-4805 (1513 amino acids)
Cellular component (GO): cytoplasm
Molecular function (GO): protein binding
Source: RefSeq, a predicted model, not a curated record
AUUUCCUCCGAAUGACCACCGAGUGUCUUCCUCCUCUCGAGCUUGUCUCCUCUGCGGAUGUAAAACUCUCUCUCCGUCUUUUCCCGUCACAUCGGUCCUGCUUUAGGAAGCUCAGCAUUAAACUGCGACGAGAGUCCUCGAGGAAAUGUGUCCCCAAAUGCAUUGAUGAUAAAGAUUUGUGAAGAGUGAGCCAGCUGUCAUGGAUAAUAAGGAAAAAUUAAGCAUCAGUGAUCUACAUUUGUAAAGAAGAAACCAGUGCUGUUAUGGCAGAGCAAAGUGAAAUGAAGGGUGCUGAAGAGGAUCUGCCACCUCACAUCAAGGACUGGAGUAAACAUCACGUGAGAGAAUGGGCUCGCAAGUUGAAUGGUGUGGGUGAAACAGUUGCUGGCAAAUUGUUUCAGCAAGACAUUUGUGGGCCCAGUCUUUUGCUUUUAAAUAGAACAGACUUGAGUGAAAUCAAUGUAACUUUUGGACCAGCAAAACUUCUCAUUCAUGCCAGAGAUGAGUUAGUGAAAAUAAUGAAAGAAGAGCCAACAAGCUCCGCAAACCAGCCUGGAAAACCCUGCAAGCCUUAUCCAUUUUGUAGAUACCAUGAUACAUUUAGAUACUUGGAGAGCAGCAUUCUUGACAUUACAGAAUCAGGUGCUUCAGACUUGAUUGAACCUUGCCAUGAGUAUAAAGGUUUUUACAAUACACCUGAUGACGAUAAAAUGAGCAAAUUCACUGCUGAGGUUAUUCGCUUUGCAGCUGCCUGCAUGAAUAGCCGCACCAACGGCACUAUUCACUUUGGAAUAGGUGACACGCCAGACUUCAGCCAUGGUCAAGUGUUGGGAGUGGUUGUUCAGGACAAAGAGGCUUAUGCAAAAGAACUAAAAAAGGCCAUUGAUGGUCAUUUUGAGCACAAACACAAAGAGGCUGCUCAAAAGUGCAUCAAGCCUCCUCGAUUUGUUGAGGUUCUCAAUAAGAACAUGACAUCAUCUGACAAAUUUGUUAUAGAAGUGGACAUAGUUCCUGAGUCCACGAUCUGUGAAGAAAACCUCUACCACACUUACACUGUAGACACAAGAAAAGCAAGGAAAAAAUCCAAAGUUAAAGAAAUGGAGUCGCAGCCUUCGAAGUGUUUUCUGGUGCGAGAUGGUGGCAGCAGCAGUGAUCUUCUCAAACCAACCACAUCUGCCAAACCUAAGACAGAGUACAACCAGUUUGUUGACAGUGUGGCUCAGCGAUCACAACUCCGAAAAAAAGCAGAAGAGAAGCACCUCAGUGUGAUAAAAAGCAGUACUCAGGGUUCAAGAUUAAGUCAGAUGAUAACUGGUGGCUCCUCAUCUUUAGAUAAGUCACACUUUGAGCAGUAUGUGAUAGUAACUAACAAAUCACAUUCAAGCCAGUUUGAAUCAAUGGGAUUUCUUGUAGAACUCAACCCUACAGCUGUCUUGGACUUUGAUCCUGAAUCAACUAAACAUGGAUUACAGUGUCACUUUAGCCAGCAGAGCACAGUCAGUGUCCACUUACCAGCACGGUAUAAAAUCACGGAAGGAGUUGAAGACAUUGCAAACAAGUUGAAAUUAACUCGAAACACCAGCUGGGUAUGCUGCAAUGGAGGGAUUGAGCACGAGGUGCCCUCAGACAUUGACCAGUGGUUGAUGGACAAAGGCGCUUCCAUCCGAGAUGUAAUCUCUUUCUUGUGUCGGAAAGAUGUGCUUCCAAACAAGAGAUUCCUAGUCGUUUUCAUACUUUUGUCAACAGUGAGCCAGAAAAUGGAUCCCCUUGUUGAGACUUUCAGUACAUUCUUGCAGGAGCUCAGAGGCACAGAUCAAAUCCUUUGUAUAUGUGACAAUGAAAAUGCCUUUACCUCGUGGAGGGACCUAAUUGAGUCUCGGUGUGGAAUCAACAUCUCAGGUAGAUGCAUAUAUGAGCUCAGUUUUGCAGAGGUCAAUGGCACUAUUCUUAGUCUUUGGUCGAAGAACCGCAGAUUGAGCCGUUUCCUACCCUGUGGUGGGGGAAGCAAAGUUCUUCUAGAGAAGAAAGAUGAGCGAAGCCUGGAUACCUUAGAGAUCCUGUGUGUUAACCAAUGUGAAGGAGGAAAUGAGGACAAAAUUGUCAUAGAGGAGAACUUCUACAAAGGAGGAAAAGUGUCAUGGUGGAAUUUCUAUUUCUCAGAGCAGCCUGGAUCCACACCGUUUAUCAAACGAGACAAAUUUGACUACAUGAUGGAAACAGUCUUACCAGACUUGUGCUCCCUGAGAAAAGCCUGUGUGUUGCUCAAUCUCAUGCAUGUACCUGGAUGUGGUGGGACAACUUUGGCUAUGCAUACUUUAUGGGCUCACCGGGACAGAUUCCGUUGUGCUGUCCUCAGGAACAGCAAUGCUGACUUUUCAGAAGCAGCUGAUCAAGUGGUCAAACUUUUAAUGUAUGACCAUCAGGAGCAAGUACCAAGGGUCCCUGUGUUGCUGAUGAUUGAUGACUUUGAUGAAAUGGAAAAAGUAUUUGACUUGCAGCAGCUCAUUGAAAAAGAAUGCGCGCAGAAAAAAGUUAAGUCUAAGUCGGCACAGGUAAUUCUCCUGAACUGCAUGAGAUCGGAGUCCUCAGAACUGCCUGAACCAACUACAGAUACAGUGUUCAUUGGAAACAAUCUUUCAGAGAAGGAACAGAGAAUGUUUGAGGAAAAACUUGUAGAAAUUGAGAAAACACACAAGAAUGCUGACACGUUCUAUGGUUUCAUGAUCAUGAAGAAGAAUUUUAAGUCAGAGUAUAUUCAAGGUGUGGUUCACAACACUCUGAAGAGCUUCAACAUGAACCAGAAACCUGCACAGCUCCUGGCUGUGUUAGUACUGCUGCAUGUUUACUGCAAGGGUGCCUCUCUCUCUGUUUCUCUGUGUGAGGAAUUUCUUGGCCUUCAACCAAAACCAUUUUGUGGAACGAUUAAAGUUGAAGAUGGAUUUGGGAAAUUUUCCGCUUUCAUUGCCGUCUGCUCAGUGGAGGGUAAGGUAGUAUUCAAAGCUGUGAAAAUCAUCCAUUCAAGUAUUGCAAGCAACUGCUUGAAGGAGCUUACAAAAACACACAACGUGACGAAAGCUAAUAUUGCUGACUUUCUGCUGACCACAGACAAGCUUUAUGAGUGCACACAAGGAAAAGACAAUCUCCUGCAAGAUGUUCACCACAUUUUGGUAAAGAGACAUUAUUCAGCAGAAGAGGAGUGUAAGUUCUCUCCACUUAUUCAAGGCAUUGCAAGUGAAACGCCUGGACUGGAAGAGAUGGUGCUAAAAAAUGCAUCAAUAAGAUUUGAGAGAGAUGCAAUUGUCUCUCAGUUACUGGCCAGGUACUAUUACCUCACAAAGAAGGAUUUCUCAGAGGCAAAAUUUUGGGCAGACAAAGCAAAAGAUCUUUCCAAAGACAGCUCCUAUAUUGCAGACACAUUAGCACAAGUUAUUAAGCAUGAGCUGAGGAAUGCCAUUGCAAACUACAAGGAAGAGCCUAUCAGUCCUGAAAGUCUGAGCACAUCUCUCAAGCUGGCACAGUUAGCAAUAGAAGCAUUCAAGGAAGCACAGAGCCUUGCAAAAAAGGAGUCAGUUCAACGAUUGCAAGUCAAAACAGACAACUGCCCUUUCAAUACAGCAGGGUGUCUGGGAGAAAUUCAGGUCGGAGUACUUGUCAUUGACAUGCUGGCGAAGACUCCCAUAUUUGCCUUUGACAAUGUCCGCCAUGACAUAAUGAGCCAGGUUCUCUCUGGAGAUGUUAAGCUUCAGAACGUAGCAGCAAAAGAUCCACGGAACAACAAAAACAGACCCUACUAUGCCAUUCUAAGACAGUUUGAGGAUGUACUUUACAACCUCAAAGACAGGAUGAAGGUGAACUUUGACUUCCUUGAAAACUUUUAUGUGAAUCUGGGCUCCAGAUUUGGAAUGAAAGACAUCCGUGAACAAGUAGCCCAAAAGGAGCUUCUCAGAUGUUUCAUUGUGUAUGCAAAGCUUUUCUGCAAGACGGAUUCUGCAUCUCAGUUGAGAAACAAAAUGAUGCAUGACGCGCUGAAACUACACCAGUCAAAACAGUUCCUGGAGAAGGAAAAAGCAGAUACCUAUUCUGGGAUUCUGAAUUGUCUUUCAAAUGACAUCCCAACCGAAAUGAUGGAGAAGAUUGCCAGACAGUAUCUUUUUGUUUGUGCACCUGACCAUAGCCCAACCACAAAAGAGAGAAUCAACUUCAUCUAUGCCAAUGUUGUGUUAAGUUGUAUCAAACUGGAAUCACAACAACUUCGGCCAUACCAGGAUGUAGUGAAGUUCCUCUGCCAAGUUCUGCGUGAGCAAAUUCCAUUAAAUGACAGUUUGUCACUGUUCUUCAUUGCAGUUGUGUUGUUGUGGCCACAGCUGUCCGGUCCAGAUUGUAGAAAUCUAGGAAGGUACAUCUCACAGAUGAAGACCGCUUAUCACGCAGUGAUGAAGGAAGUGUACAAUGGCAAGAGUCCCAUUGUCCAUUUCCUCUUGGGGAAAAAGCAGGGCUACGAACGGCUGGUACCCAUUAGGGAAAUGAAAAAGUGCAUCAUGGUUGGUCAAGAACAGUUUGCUGCCAUGUGGGGAAAUGGCCAAAUAUGGAAAGAGAGGAAGGUGGAAGACCUCCUUUGCAGGGUCACAGGUGAGGUCAAGCGGGACUUCAUACUGGCAGAUACAUGUUCCCCAGAACUGAAGGUCGAAGUUGCUCCAAUGUAUCGAAGUCAGAUCAGUGGGUUCGCAGAGGGGUCAAAAGUGUCAUUCUUCAUUGGUUUCUCAAUGAGAGGCCCUCUAGCUCUUGACAUUGAGCUUAAACUUUAAAGAACAUACUAUAUUUUAAGCUAAAUAUGACUCCACCAGGUUUAUUCAAACUUGAAUUACUUGUAGCUUAUUGAGAUGUUGUAUUACAUGUUUUGUGGUUAUCCUUGUCACUGCACUUAACAUUGUUGACACAGUUUUUUUCCUGAGAAAGGAGGAAAAUAGGUCAGUAAAACUUAAAUCAGGCCUCUUAAGCAUGCUUUCUUUUGCACUCACUGUAGCUGUAGCUCACGGUUUUACUGUAAAUAGGAUAUUUUUUAUAAAAUGAAAACUGCAAAGUUAACAUAAUGAAAGUGUCAUUGAAUGACUGAUUAAAUAAUAGAAUUUUGCAGUUAUCUGCUGGAUUAUCAGAAUAAAUGUGAUCUAUGACCAAUUUCAUAAUUCAGCUCUAUGUAUUAAAAUAAUCUGCCUUGUAAAUUUUACAAUACAAUUACAUUUGAAUAAAACGGUGUGCUUGCAUUGGUUCACAAUAUUUAGUAAUGUAUGUAAUCCUGUGUGUUCCAUUGAUGAUACAACUAAUUUGUGUUAAGUAAGCUUUGAGUAGAAAUUAAAAAUAAUCUUGUAAAAGCUUUUUUUUUUUUUUUUAAAUCAAUAUAACAUAUAUUUUAUACAACAAUAAUAAUCAUUCACACACAGUGUCUAACUUCUAAAUCACACUCUCUGACUUGUAUGGAAAGGUUGAUAUUUGUGUUAGAUUUUUGUUUUUUAGUACCUUAUGAAUGUAUCUUAAGUUUGAAAUGUCCUAUUUUUUUUUUUUUAUCUUUUAGCAUUACAUUUUAUGUUACUUUUGUGAUUUUGCUCAAACAGUCUGUUUUGUACUUUUGCAUUCCACCAAAAGCAGCAAUAAAAACUGAGUUCUGUAAUACUUUCAUUUUCUAAUAAAGAUGUACUGUCAUGUUA